Messenger RNA from Aricia agestis (brown argus), 1087 nucleotides. Its product is annotated as cuticle protein 18.6-like. NCBI's taxonomy places the organism in Eukaryota, Metazoa, Arthropoda, Insecta, Lepidoptera, Lycaenidae. The record is from RefSeq and is a predicted model, not a curated record. The coding region runs from base 54 to 1064 and encodes 336 amino acids. Gene Ontology annotation, cellular component: extracellular matrix. The transcript has 3 exons.
UUGAAGACUCAUCGCGAUUUGAGACAUGCGCUGGCGCUACGACCACCAUACUAAUGUCAAACUUGGCGUGGAGCAACCCGUGGUAUAUAUACUCUGAUGUACUUCCAAACUGCAUAGUCAUCCAACUCAUCAAUCCAGCAAUGGCCGCUAAGAUCAUCAUCAUCUCCUGCCUCAUGGCUCUGGCCCGCGCCAGCGCGCCGGUAGCGGCCCCCCUGGUUGCGGCCCCCGUGGCGGCCCGGCUUGAGGAAUUCGACCCCCUCCCUCAAUACAACUUCGGGUACAACGUCGCUGACACCCUGACAGGAGACUACAAGAGCCAGAACGAGCAGCGCAACGGGGACUUGGUUCAGGGUUCCUACUCGCUGGUCGAGCCUGACGGCACCAGACGCGUCGUGGACUAUUCUGCUGACUCAGUCAAUGGAUUCAACGCGGUCGUCCGCAAAGAACCUUUGGUUGCUGCUGCGCCUGUGGUUGCGGAGCCCGUGGUUGCUAGAUACGCCGCUGCGCCUGUUGCCCCCGUGGCCCCAGUAGCCGCCCCCCUCAGAUACUCCGCGGCGUACACAGCCCCAGUGGCGUACUCCUACCCCGCUCAAUACGCGGCCUAUACCGCGCCUGUAGCAUACUCCGCCCCUGUUGCCAGAUUCUCGGCGCCCAUCGUGGUAGCCCCCGUGGCCAAGGUCGAGGAGUACGACCCCCACCCCCAGUACACGUUCUCGUACGAUGUCCAAGACGGUCUGACUGGCGACUCCAAAGCCCAGCACGAGACCCGCGAUGGUGACGUUGUCCAGGGCGCCUACUCCGUGGUCGACCCCGACGGCACCAAGCGUACCGUGGAGUACACCGCCGACCCCCACAACGGCUUCAACGCCGUCGUCCACAGGGAGCCCCUAGCCGUCAAGGCCGUAGCCCCCGUCGUUGCUAAGGUCGCCGCCCCCGUCGCCUACGCCGCACCAGUUGCGAAGGUCCUGCCAUCUUACGCCUACACCGCCUCUCCCGUUGUCCACGCGGCUCCAGUCGCCAAGAUCGCCUCACCAGCCAUCGCUUACUCUUCCUAUUACCAUUAAAAUUUAAAUAAUGCCAAGUAGAA